This is a messenger RNA of Xenopus tropicalis (tropical clawed frog), 4932 nucleotides long. RefSeq names its product anoctamin 6 (gene ano6). NCBI's taxonomy places the organism in Eukaryota, Metazoa, Chordata, Amphibia, Anura, Pipidae. The transcript has 20 exons. Gene Ontology annotation, molecular function: protein dimerization activity. Gene Ontology annotation, cellular component: plasma membrane; membrane. The record is from RefSeq and is a predicted model, not a curated record. The coding region runs from base 405 to 3134 and encodes 909 amino acids. Gene Ontology annotation, biological process: monoatomic cation transmembrane transport.
CACAUAUGAGCUAGCUAGCUCUUGCCCACUGCAUAUUUGCUGGCGGAACAAUAAGGUUUGGAGCAACCCCUCCUAUAUCCGCUAGUUGCUGUGUGUGUAUGAGGGGCAGAAGCGGCAGGCAGAUGUGUCCGGACUUCCCCACAAUUACGUUCCAGUGAUACAGGCGUUCGGCCGCACCAGUCUCCUUGCAACAAGUUGGGCGGGACGCUUGCAGUUGCCUGAAGUUAAGAAAAGGGUUUCUCUUCAGAGGCAACACCCUGUGACUUGUCAUCAGGGAUCACAACGGGGAAGGCAGCUGCGCUAUAUAACUGCACCCUGUUUAUUUUGGGUCGAGACGCCUCUUGCUAGCGGCUUUUAGCCGGACCCUCGGGCAGACAUUCCGUAGGGGGUACAGACACUGCGCAAUGGCCUCCGUAUGGGACCAUACCACCUUGGAGCUGGACGAUGUGUCGGACGAGGAUGGCGAGAUGAUAGUUUCAGUGGAAAUGGAACAAACAAUAGUUCCUACAUAUGGCGCAAUGGCAGAAAAUGCACCAAUACUUUCAGCAGCUGAAAUUGUUGAAUUUGAUGAAAAUCUAGAUUCUUUGUAUUUCACUGAUAACCAAAGACGAAUUGACUAUGUUCUUGUUUAUGAAGAUGAGACCAUGAAGGAGCAUAUUGCAAAAAAAAGUUUUCUAAAGCAAAAGAAAAAAAGGCAAGCAUACGAGUCAAAUCUUAUAAAAAGUGGUUUACAUUUGGAAGCAACACGUUCGGUCUCUGAUGGAAAAAUCAUCUUUGUAAAGGUGCAUGCACCUUGGGAAGUAUUGUGUACAUAUGCUGAAGUCAUGCACAUCAAGCUACCUUUACAACCCAAUGACUUGAGAAAACAUCAGUCUGCUUUUAAUUGCUUUACGAAAAUAUUCAGAGUUAGUGAAGAUAUAAUAAAGCCUGAGCAGGAAUUUUUCACUGCGCCAUUUGAAAAGGAUCGCAUUGAUGAUUUUUACAUCCAGGAUAAGGAAACCUUCUUCACCCCUGCUACAAGAAGCCGAAUAGUCCAUUUUAUUCUCUCACGUGUUGAAUACGCAAUAAAGGAAAACGUCAAGAAAUUUGGUAUAAACAAACUUUUGGAUUCAGGAAUCUACAAAGCAGCAUUUCCUCUUCAUGAUUGUAAUUUUAACGCAGUGUCUGUGGAUUCUAGAUGCCCCAGUGAAAGAUAUAUUUUGUACAAACAGUGGGCUCAUCCAUUUAGCAUUUUAAAGUUCCAGCCUCUGGAUCUUGUAAGAAAAUACUAUGGUGAAAAAGUAGGAAUUUAUUUUGCUUGGCUUGGUUUUUAUACCCGGAUGCUGAUAGUGGCAGCAGUAGUAGGAGUGGCAUGUUUCCUGUAUGGAGUGAAGUCUCAGGAAACUUGCACUUGGAGCAAAGAAGUUUGUGAUCCCAGUAUUGGAGGAAGCAUCAUUAUGUGUCCACAAUGCGAUAAAGCGUGCAAUUAUUGGUAUCUUAAUAUUACAUGUGAAUCUUCAAAGAAACUUUGUAUAUUUGAUAGUUUUGGAACACUUGUGUUUGCAGUCUUCAUGGGAAUAUGGGUCACUCUGUUCCUGGAGUUCUGGAAGCGCAGACAGGCUGAGCUAGAGUAUGAGUGGGACACUGUUGAAUUUUUAGAACAAGAAGAACAACCUCUGCCAGAAUAUGAGGCAAAAUGCACACAUGUAGUAAAAAAUCGCAUAACUCAGCAAGAGGAGCAUGUGCCUUACACAGCCUUUGGGAAAUGCCUGAGAGUGACUUGUUGUACAAGUGCUGUUUUUUUCUGGAUCCUGUUGAUUGUUGCUUCUGUUGUUGGGAUUAUUGUAUAUCGACUUUCUGUUUUCUUGGUAUUUUCUGCCACAUUGCCACGAGCUGUGAAUGGAACAAAUGUAGAAGCAAUCCAGAAGUACUUGACUCCACAGACAGCAACAACAAUUACUGCAUCAAUAAUUAGUUUCAUAAUUAUUAUGCUUCUAAACAUGCUCUAUGAAAAAGUGGCUAUUAUUAUUACAGAUUUUGAAUUACCAAGGACACGGACAGAAUAUGAAAACAGUCUGACCACAAAGAUGUUUCUGUUCCAGUUUGUCAACUACUAUUCCUCUUGUUUCUACAUUGCAUUCUUCAAGGGAAAGAUUGUAGGGUACCCAGGGGAUCCAGUUUAUUGGUUUGGAAAAUAUCGCAAUGAGGAGUGUGAUCCUGGUGGGUGUCUUCUUGAACUCACAACACAGCUGACGAUUAUUAUGGGAGGAAAAGCCAUUUGGAAUAAUAUACAGGAAAUACUUGUACCCUGGGUUAAAAACCUUAUCAGUCGGUGUCGUUCUUCGGGUUCAAAAGCCGUACUGCCAAGGUGGGAAGCUGAUUACCUCUUGCAACCAGCUGGAAAGUUAGGAUUGUUCUAUGAGUACCUGGAAAUGGUAAUUCAGUUUGGAUUUGUCACUUUGUUUGUGGCAUCUUUUCCACUGGCACCUGUCUUGGCUCUUGUUAACAAUUUGUUGGAAAUCCGAGUUGAUGCUUGGAAAAUCACCACUCAGUGGCGACGCAUGGUACCUGAAAAGGCACAAGACAUUGGCGCCUGGCAACCAAUCAUGGAAGGAGUUGCAAUUCUUGCUGUAGUGACAAAUGCCAUGAUUAUUGCUUUUACAUCUGAUAUGAUUCCACGUUUAGUGUAUUAUUGGUCUUUCUCUGUACCUCCCUAUGGAAACUACACUACUAAUACUAUGCAAGGAUACAUUAAUAAUACACUCUCAGUCUUCAGUGUAUCUGAUUUUCAGAGUGAGAGCAAGCCGGUAGCAGUAAAUUGGUUUAAUCCAACUGUAUGCAGAUACCGUGACUUUCGUUACCCACCUGGACAUGAGCAUCAGUAUGAACACAGCGUAUAUUACUGGCAUGUUGUCGCUGCCAAACUAUCUUUCCUCAUUGUUAUGGAGCACAUUGUCUACUUUGUGAAGUUUAUUAUUGCAUACAUUAUCCCAGAUGUAUCAAAUGAAACCAAAGACAAGAUCAAGCGAGAAAAAUACCUUACACAGAAGCUUUUACAUGAAAGACAUUUGAGAGUUAUGAAAAAACAGAUGGGUGGUUUGGCUGACCGGUUCCUAAAAGGCAUGGACAUCUCUAUGAUAAAUAAGGAAGAUUAAAUGUGUAUAUGCUACACAGACAUUUUUUGAAAUGCAAAGUCCAUCCAAUAAUAAAAUCAACAAGACAUCCGAAUAGUAAUAAGUAACUAUGGAGGCAAGAAGCAAGAGGGAGCUACUUAUAUUUGCUCUUGAUUCGUUUUCAUGGUUUGCACAUCAAAAAAUAUUAUAGUUAUCAAAGUCGCGCAUUGCAAAGUGUAAAAUGUCUAAAAAUGUGUCAAAUAGCAAAAAUGACUUUCUACUUUUUAAAAAGAUGCUUGCAAUAAAGCACUUAUUAGCACUGACACUAAUAUGGUGGUACUGCCCAAAUUAUGCUGCUCCUUGUCUCCCAGCAGAAAGAUCUACAUACACGUAUUUAUGAUUUACACCUUUGAUGCAAAGUAAGACUCUACAGGUCAAACACUGUGCAUUGUAGGAAUCCAUGGGUCAAACACUGUGCAUAAAAUCAACCUUACCUUACACUCUUUAUGUGCCAAGUGUUAGCCAGCAUAUGUGUAGAUCUAAUUAAUGGAAUAUUCUAAUCUUUCAUUUUGUUAUGCAGCCAAGCAGUUAUAGAUUAGUGUUUUCACAAGCAAGUACGAUUCUUCUCUAAUAUUCCGAGCCAGAUUAUUCUGAAGCACUGAUAGAACCUUCUAUGCUUGUUGAAGGGAGACACUAGUUGGACAGCCCUAUCUUAGAGGAAUAUUUUAUAAUAUUUUAUAUCUAAAGUAACUCUUACCACUAUGGGAAAACCUAUUUUCUCAAAUAAAUACAUUUUCUAAAGUAAAUAUUUAUUUAAAUCACGUGCAAAGCAGAAGGGUAGACUAUCCCCUGUAUUUUAGGAUCUAUUUUCCGUAAAGGGGGAACUGUCACUGCUCUAAAAAAGAAAUCCACUGUACUUUAGUUACUAUUAAACAAAUCUGUUUAACAUAUUGUUUUUAUUAUUUUUUUCUCAGAGCUGUUUAUACAUUUAAAACUUUUUCAUGGUUUUUUUUAACCCAGCUGGCUUUACAAAAAAGAUUUCAAACGUGUAUCAGGAAAAAAUUAAGCAUCCACUACAGUUUAGCAGAUUUAUUUUCAUUUUAUAAAAAUGACAGUUCCCCUUUGAAGGACCAGUAACACUAUUGAAUAAAAGUGAUGUAUUUAUAUUUAAAUAUAGUGCAUUGUUACCUUGCACUAGUUAAAAUUGUAUGUAAAACACCACUAUAGUUUAUAUAUAAACAAGCUUCUGUGUAGCUAUGGAAGAAGCCAUUUAUGCUAAAUAGGCCAAAAAGGGAGCAGGUUACCUAGCAAACAAACUGUGUAAAAUACAAUGGGUUUAUUUCUUACACAGGAAUAUAAACCAAGGUCAGGUGCAUUUUUGGUUUGCUACAAAGCUCUAAGAUUAAAACAUAUUUAAAAUACAACAUUUAUUGCCAAAAAGAGUUUAUUUGUAGGUAAUGAAUCAACAGAUGCCAUUGUUAAAUGUAAAAAUAAUACUUUUUUGUCAUGACAAUUCAGAGCAAUAUGAGGACAUAGCCUACUGUGUUUAUAGAACAUUCCUUACCAGUAUGUCUGUACAAGAGUUGGUGUUGCAAUAUCUUGUGGUUCAGCAGACUCAUUCUCUAUAGAUCAUAGUAUAAAAGCAUUAUCUAGUGCUCAUGGUAUGGCUUGCCAGAGACCAUUUCUUCUUGUAUGGAUGAAUACAAAUGUACAGAACAAGUAUAAGUAUGAUGAACAGAUGUCCUCGUUGUUAACUGUAUUUAAGAGGAAUCAACUGAGGAACCCCCACCAUUAUAUAACAUAUUGCCGCUUUAAUUAAACAUCUUUUGAUCUCCAAAAA